AUGCAAGAGUUUUGGUGCAAGUAUGACCACGAAGGAUAGUGUGAGGACAUGACAUGGUUGAGUGACUUCUCUCCUAUAAGCUAGUUCUGCUUUCGAGAUCUAACUCCUUACUUUCUUUCCUACCAUAGAACUCCAAUAGAAAACACAUUGACACAAGCAAUGAGUUUUUGAACUUGAGAAAUGGAAUGCGGACAUGACGUUAGUGCAACACAAAAGAUAGUUUUGAGACGUCAUUAGGCAAUAACCAGAGAUCCCAUCUGCAACCUAAUUGAUCCAGCUAAUCAUGAGCUUUAGAAUAAUCCCAGAUGUACAAUAAGAAGGUGAUGAAGGACACCGGUCAAUAGGUUGCAAGAUAGAUGAUUGGGCCAUCUUCUUUUUGUUUUGCUUGUAUUCUUCCUGAAUCGUUGAACUACUUGUUACACUUGAGAAGCUUCUCCAAUAAUUUCUUUCUCGGGAAUGAAAAUAGUUCAUUUUGCUAUAUACAUAUAAUUGAUAUACAUUUGACUAUUUGUAAGCUUUAUGCCAAUUGCUAUCAUUCAUUCUCUUGUUUCUUAUUCGUUGCGAGGCAUGCUUUGACUUUCAGCAUAAAAAUCUAAACUUGAACUUCAAGCUUUCCAUGGAUCUUUUAUGUUUUUGAUAAAAACAAAGGUCAGGGAAAACCACUCUUUCAGCAUCUGGAAUGGUAUUGCCUAGUUCAUUUAAUGUUGGUCCAUUAGCUGAACAAGUUAGCAGCGAGCCAAUGUCGUUGGUUCUGACAGUUGCAUCAAUAAUCGAGCCAUUUCUUUCUUCAAAGCACAGGGAUCAUAUGUUUCAGGUCAAACCAGAGUUGAUUUCUGGUGCUCAGAUAGAUGUAAUGGUGGAGGGGAAUGCUAAAGCGACAAACAGUGAAACCCUUCAUUGGCUACCUGCUGAACUUAUAACGUUGCUUGACAUUCCCGCUUCCUCUGUUGCUCUUCAAACUUUAAUUGGAGCCUCUUCUGGGUCAAUGGAGCAUGGUUGGGAAGUUGGUUGGUCCUUGGCCUCAUAUAAUGAUGGUCAGCAACCAUAUUUUGAUGCUACACAGAAGGAGGCUCCUCGAACUUCAGUCCGGAGUCAAAGGGAAAUGCUACGGGAACAGUCAAUUGAUUCAAGUCUAAUGGGCAAGUUAGCCACUCGAAUUGCUAUACUGAAACUAUCUUCAAGAACUUUUGAGGAUCUGCCGAACCUAAACAUGUCACCUGCAAAGAAGAGGGGGGAUCUUCUUCUGGCAAUGGGUGCUCCAUUUGGCAUCUUGUCUCCUGCUCACUUCUGUAACAGUAUAUCAGUUGGUUACGUUUCCAAUUGCUACCCGUCAAGUUCCUCUCAUGUAUCAUUGUUAAUGGCAGACAUUCGGUGUCUUCCAGGGAUGGAAGGUAGUCCAGUUUUUGGGGAACAAUCAGAGAUUGUUGGCAUGCUUACAAGGCCACUGAGACAGAGGGUUAGUGGUGCUGAAGUUCAGCUUGUGAUUCCAUGGGAAGCCAUUGUAAUGGCUUGUGAUGGCUUUCAAUUACCCAACACAGUCAACUUGAAGGAUUCAUUGAAACAUGCUCAUGAGUAUCUUUGUUCCUUUGAAGUCCCUCCAAAUCCCGUUGAGAAGGCAAUGUCUUCCAUAUGCCUUGUUACUAUUGGUGAUGGCGUGUGGGCAUCUGGUGUUUUGCUCAACAACCAUGGCCUUAUUCUUACAAAUGCUCACCUUCUGGAGCCAUGGAGAUUUAAGAAAACCGGGGCCAAUGAGAAUCAUGAAGUUGUGUCAAAUAUAUUUUUUACCCAUUCAAAUGAAACAGGAGAUUGGCCCCCAACCAAACAGGAGGCAAAGCCAGGGAGUUUUCAGUCUAACUUCAACAAGACAAUUCAUCAAAGAAUCCGUGUUCGUGUGGAUUAUUUGGACCGUUGGAUAUGGUGUGAUGCAAGUAUACUCUAUGUUUCUAAAGGUCCUCUGGACAUUGCAGUACUGCAACUUAAUGUUGUGCCUGAUAAGCUUCAACCUAUCAUCAUGGAUUUCACUUGUCCCUCUCCGGGAUCAAAGGUUUAUGUUAUUGGACAUGGACUUUUUGGGCCUCGUUGUGAUAUGUCUCCGUCAGCUUGUGUUGGAGUGGUAGCAAAAGUAGUUAAAGUGCGGCGGUCUAUUGGAGAGACUGGACAAGGAGAUCUUCCAGUGAUGAUUGAAACAACAGCUGCUGUGCAUCCUGGUGGUAGUGGUGGUGCUAUUCUCAAUUCAAAUGGUCACAUGAUCAGUCUUGUUACAAGCAAUGCUAGGCAUGGUGGGGGAACAAUUAUACCUUAUUUAAACUUCAGCAUUCCAUGUGCAGCAUUGGAGCCACUCUUCCACUUUUCAAAAGACAUGAAAGAUUUAUCGAUCUUGGAAGAUCUUGACAGGCCCAAUGAACACCUUUCGUCCGUAUGGGCAUUGAUGCCACCCCUAUCCCCCAAGCCCGACCCACCUUUGCCUGACAAAGAAACAAAGGGUUCCAGAUUUGCCAAAUUUAUAGCGCAGAGACAACAAAUGUUGAAGCAAACAUCGCCUUCUGACAAGAUGGAUCGUGAUUCUUCUAAAUUUCUUCCCAGCAAGUUAUGACGUCCCUUCUUGUAUAAACCUGCAAUCGGGAGAAACGUUUCUUGGCAAAAAUAUGGGUGAUUUGUUGUAAUGUAUGCAAUUUCCACAUGGAAUGGAAUGAAUGCUUUAGGAUAGUUUUCUUCUGUUAGUAAAUUUCUGCAUUCCAUUGUGUUAAAACUUGAAAUCUACCAUUUGAUGUGAAUGUGAAAGAGACGAAGUAAUAUAGACCUGUAUCACCCUUGAAUCUAUUUAUUUACUCA
Messenger RNA from Cynara cardunculus var. scolymus (artichoke), 2832 nucleotides. Its product is annotated as glyoxysomal processing protease, glyoxysomal. Gene Ontology annotation, molecular function: serine-type endopeptidase activity. The coding region runs from base 680 to 2593 and encodes 637 amino acids. NCBI's taxonomy places the organism in Eukaryota, Viridiplantae, Streptophyta, Magnoliopsida, Asterales, Asteraceae. The record is from RefSeq and is a predicted model, not a curated record. The transcript has 13 exons. Gene Ontology annotation, biological process: protein processing. Gene Ontology annotation, cellular component: peroxisome.